Molecule: messenger RNA, 828 nt
Organism: Theileria parva strain Muguga
Lineage: Eukaryota; Apicomplexa; Aconoidasida; Piroplasmida; Theileriidae
Gene: PCKR1
Product: Peptidyl-prolyl cis-trans isomerase A
Exons: 8
Coding region: 92-790 (232 amino acids)
Biological process (GO): protein peptidyl-prolyl isomerization
Molecular function (GO): peptidyl-prolyl cis-trans isomerase activity
Source: RefSeq, a predicted model, not a curated record
AUCAGUAUUUUAUGAAUAAAUGUUAUGAAUUGAUUGUAUUCAUGUAGACAUAUCUGUAUUGUAUAAUAGGAUUAUUUUAAAUUUUAGGGAAAUGGCCAAGGUUCCUAAUCCCAGAGUGUUUUUUGACAUAUCAAUAGCAGGAAGGAGAGCUGGAAGAAUGGUAUUUGAGCUUUUCAUGGAUAAGUUGCCUUACACAGCGGAAAACUUUAGAUGUUUAUGCACGGGGGAGACUGGACUAGGAUAUUAUCUAAGGCCAAGGUGGUAUAAGAACACACCUAUUCAUCGCAUUGUUACUGGAUUUAUGUGUCAAGGAGGAAAUUUUAAUACCGGAAACUCUUAUGGUGGAGAGUCGAUUUACGGACAAUAUAUGCGUGACGAGUCAUAUACAUACCUGCACUCAAAAAGAGGUGUUUUGGGAAUGUGUAAAACAAGAUUUAAAAACUCAAAUUCAUCUCAAUUUUAUAUCACAUUUAAACCUUGCUCCUUUCUAGAUGAUAAAAUGGUGGUAUUUGGGCACUUGGAAUAUGGAGAAGAUGUAUUGGAUAUGAUCGAGAAACAAGGAACAAUGAUUGGCAAAACGAAGAAGAAUGUUAGUAUAUACAACUGCGGAGAAAUACCACUUGAAACUAUAUAUGAUCCAAGGAUAAAAAAUGAAGUAAAAGAAGCAAAAUACAUCGCAAGAACCGAUAUAGAAAGGCCUAUAUUUAAUGAGAAAAUGUAUAACUUAGAACAAUCAUACAAGACCAUAAUACCAGACGAAGUUUACAAAAGAGCCCAUUUUAACUUUUAAUCAACUAAAAUCUUAUUUUAUAUGUUACAUUUUAAUUU